Molecule: messenger RNA, 2376 nt
Organism: Aspergillus mulundensis
Lineage: Eukaryota; Fungi; Ascomycota; Eurotiomycetes; Eurotiales; Aspergillaceae
Product: aconitate hydratase ACO2
Exons: 2
Coding region: 1-2376 (791 amino acids)
Biological process (GO): tricarboxylic acid cycle
Cellular component (GO): mitochondrion; cytosol
Molecular function (GO): 4 iron, 4 sulfur cluster binding; aconitate hydratase activity
Source: RefSeq, a predicted model, not a curated record
AUGAUGAGGCAGUUCGUUUCACAGCGGGGCGCCUCCCGCAGGCUUGCGCCAUGCCUUCGCCGCGGCUUUGCCACAGCUACGGACUCGACACCCGCCUCCUCGCGCAUUCCUCCCUAUUCCAAGAUCGUCCGAAACCUCGAAAACGUUCGCAGGGUUCUGGGAUCGUCCCGCGCCCUUACCCUGGCGGAGAAGAUUCUGUACUCGCAUCUUGACAAUGCGGAAGAGUCCCUGUUGACCGGCACGGAGAAUGGACGAGAUAUCCGCGGCAAGGCCGACUUGAAGUUGAAGCCGGAUCGCGUUGCGAUGCAGGAUGCGUCUGCGCAAAUGGCAUUGCUCCAGUUCAUGUCGUGCGGUUUGCCCUCGACCGCCGUACCGGCCAGUAUUCACUGCGACCACAUGAUUGUUGGUGAGCGGGGUGCCGACACCGAUCUGCCAGCGUCGAUUCAGGGCAACAAGGAGGUGUUCGACUUUUUGGAGAGCGCUUCGAAGAGAUACGGAAUUGAGUUCUGGCCUCCGGGAGCCGGUAUUAUUCACCAGAGUGUUUUGGAGAACUACUCCGCACCCGGUCUCAUGAUGUUAGGAACGGACAGUCACACCCCCAACGCCGGUGGUCUUGGUGCCAUUGCCAUUGGUGUCGGUGGCGCGGACGCCGUUGAUGCCCUUGUUGAUGCUCCUUGGGAGCUUAAGGCUCCUCGAAUUCUCGGUGUUAGACUUGAGGGCAAGCUUUCAGGCUGGGCCUCACCCAAGGAUAUCAUCCUCCAUCUCGCCGGAAAACUGACCGUCCGCGGUGGUACAGGCUUUGUCAUCGAGUACCACGGGCCCGGAGUUGCGACACUCAGCACAACCGGUAUGGCGACGAUCUGUAACAUGGGAGCGGAAGUUGGUGCCACAACCUCCCUCUUCCCCUUCUCUCCCAACCAUGUGCCCUACCUGAAGGCGACGCACCGUGCGGAUGUCGCCGAGGCAGCGGCCAAGAUCGCUUCUGCAGGACCUUCAAGCCUGCUCCGCGCAGACACCAACGCCGAGUACGACCAGCUCAUCACAAUCGACCUCUCCGCCUUGGAACCCCACAUCAACGGUCCCUUCACACCCGAUCUCUCCGUUCCUCUGUCGCGCUUCGCUGAAACCGUCCGCGAGAAGAAGUGGCCCGAGACCUUCAACGCCGGCCUCAUCGGCAGCUGCACCAACAGCUCCUACGAAGACAUGACUCGCGCUGAGCACCUUGUCAAGCAGGCCAACGCCGCGGGCCUCAAGCCCAAAGCAGACCUCUUCAUCACCCCCGGUAGUGAACAGAUCCGCGCCACCCUCGACCGCGACGAGACCCUCUCCACCUUCUCCUCUGCCGGCGGCACCGUCCUCGCCAACGCUUGCGGCCCCUGCAUCGGCCAAUGGAAGCGCACUGACGACGUCCCCAAGGGCACCGACAACGCCAUCUUCACCUCCUACAACCGCAACUUCCCCGGCCGCAACGACGGCAAUCGCCGCACCAUGAACUUCCUUGCCUCUCCUGAGCUCGUCACAGCCCUCACCUACGCCGGCUCCACCACCUUCAACCCCGUGACCGACGCCAUCACUACACCCUCCGGCGCGGAAUUCCGAUUCGAGCCCCCAACGGGCCAUGACCUGCCAUCCAAGGGCUUCGAGGCCGGAAACCCGGCCUUCGCCCCCUCCGCCCCCGUCCCCGACGCCAGCGUCGAGGUCAAAGUCUCUCCCACCUCCACCCGCCUCGCCCUCCUCGAGCCCUUCGCCCCCUUCCCCAACUCCGACCUCCAGAACCUCAGUGUCCUCUACAAGGUUAAGGGCCAGUGCACAACGGACACCAUCUCCGCCGCUGGCCCCUGGCUCAAGUACAAGGGCCAUCUCCCCAACAUCUCCGAGAACACCCUGAUUGGUGCCGUCAACGCCGCCACCGGUGAAACGAACGUCGCCUACGACGAGAACGGCAAGCAGCACACCAUCCCUGAACUCGCGGCUCAAUGGAAGGCCCAGGGCCGUGAGUGGAUCGUCGUCGCGGAAGACAACUACGGUGAAGGAUCUGCCCGUGAGCACGCCGCCCUGCAGCCCCGGUACCUCGGUGGCCGCAUCAUCCUCACCAAGUCCUUCGCUCGUAUCCAUGAGACAAACCUCAAGAAGCAGGGAGUUGUCCCCCUCACGUUCGCCGACAAGGCGGACUACGACCGCAUCGAUGCCUGCGACGUCAUUGCCACCGAGGGUCUGUACGAGACCCUGAAGAACGGCGGCAAGGGCGAGGUCAAGAUUCGCGUUACGAAGAAGAGCGGCGAGGAGUUUGUUAUCCCUGUUAAGCACACUCUGAGUGCUGAUCAGGCUGCAUUCAUUUUGGCCGGUAGUGCUUUGAACCUGCUUUCUAAGAGGUAG